AUGAAUAGAAUUUGGAGCAAUCAUAGUCGUGGAUUGAAUAUUCAAGAAAAUAAUGAUUAUAGUCUACUGCCCCCAGCUCCUCCUAAGAAAGUAAUAUUAAAAGAUAUUGGUAUACGACCACCACCAUUGAAGUUAGUUCCUGUUGUAUCUUCUUUAUUAUCUCACUCAACAAUGAAAAAGAGGCCAGCACCACCACCACCACCAUUGAAGUUAGUUCCUGUUGUAUCUUCUUUAUCAUCUCACUCAACAAUGAAAAAGAGGCCAGCACCACCACCACCACCGCUACCAUUGAAUUUGGUUCCUGUUCUGUCUUGUUCAUCAUCUCAGUCAAUAAUAAAAAAGAGACCGGCACCGCCACCACCAACUAAUUCAAGAGCUAGCUUCAACACUUAUUAUGAUUUUAAGAACAACAAUUGA
Messenger RNA from Adineta steineri, 417 nucleotides. Lineage: Eukaryota; Metazoa; Rotifera; Eurotatoria; Adinetida; Adinetidae. The record is from the annotation of a GenBank genome assembly.